CAACACUUUAGCCAAAAAACAGACAUAUUUUCGCAUUAUUUGCCAUAAAAUGCAUUCAUUUAUCGCUUUUUAAUUGCAAUUAAAACUCAAAUCCAUUUCUCAUUUCAUCACUGAUUGAAAGGCAAACUAAUUGUGGUUUAAAUACUGCGUUGAAUCGUUGAGUUGUGCGGACCUGUGCUGACCCGCCGUCCCCUUUGAACCGAUGCCUCGUUCGGCGCGUAAAUCGCUUACCGGUGGCCGACAGUCGGUGUCUGCCGUCGGUCUGACCGCCGGUCACUCGUCGGCGGUUAACGCGGGACUCAUUUUGGCCAAAAUGUGUCAAAACAGUGGACAACAGCACAACAAAAGCAAUACUAAUUCCGUGACCACACCUCAGACCGUGUCCUCAGUGUCUGGCGUCCAGUCGUCCGCUAAGACGCCGUCUAUACUGCACUCGAAGACAACCCCUCAGAGCCAACAGCCGGUGCUGUCGUUCAUCGCAGACGACACGUCCAGCUCUCAGUACACAUCUCUGGCCAACUCCUCGCCGACAUCGAUGUCGCGCAACAACGCGUUCGCAUCACUGGUCGGAGCGGCGACUAAUCAAUUCAAUCAAUACAAUAUGGAUUCGUUGCAAACCAUUCCCAUUAAGCGCCGCAAACAGGACCCCAAGACUGGCAAAGGGUUGCGACACUUCUCCAUGAAG
This is a messenger RNA of Medioppia subpectinata, 685 nucleotides long. Lineage: Eukaryota; Metazoa; Arthropoda; Arachnida; Sarcoptiformes; Oppiidae. The record is from the annotation of a GenBank genome assembly.